Messenger RNA from Phanerochaete carnosa HHB-10118-sp, 4192 nucleotides. RefSeq lists its product as uncharacterized. Gene Ontology annotation, cellular component: Ric1-Rgp1 guanyl-nucleotide exchange factor complex; Golgi membrane. The transcript has 7 exons. The record is from RefSeq and is a predicted model, not a curated record. The coding region runs from base 45 to 2732 and encodes 895 amino acids. NCBI's taxonomy places the organism in Eukaryota, Fungi, Basidiomycota, Agaricomycetes, Polyporales, Phanerochaetaceae. Gene Ontology annotation, biological process: retrograde transport, endosome to Golgi.
ACAACUACGUCUUCAUCUCGAGUCCCUCUCACCGCCGACCAGCCAUGGCUGAGUCCUCUGUGCUGGACGGAGCAGUGCGCGUCACCGCGACACCGUCACAAGCCUCAUACUUUGCCGGCGACACUUUCACUGUCACCAUUACUAUCACCAACACUCGGAGGCCAGAGGCCCCGCUCGCUGCUCGCUCGACCUCGCAGUCUGCCACGAUCUAUGGCCACAAACGAGGAGCACACUCUGUCAGUUAUGUGCCAAUGGCGCGUCCGCCUACGUCGCCCGGUGUUCGCACUGCGCUUCCAACUGUGCCAGCACACACAGCCGGUGGCAACAAGCCUGUGGUCCGACGCGGACUCGUGGGCAGGUCACAAAGCGCGAAUGGCCCCCCCAAUCUAGAAGAACCGGAAGACCAAGCACGGCGGCGCGUAAACCUUACCAAGUCACUGUCCGUAUCUCUAGGGACUCAGGGCUUCCAGUCGAAUGGAUCGGGAGACUGGAAGGGCAAGUCGCCUCUGCGCACACUGCAAACAAAUUUACCCACUGCUGCAGCACCAAACUCGCCACGAAAAUCUUCGCCCUUGGCUCGCUCCGCCUCCGUACCUGUAAACCACCCCCACGCCCGAAAGCAAUCGGUAUUAGACGGCCAGGUGCAAGUGCAACCGCUGAAGGAUUCCGACAAGGUUCCCCCGGACCUAUCUGCUAUUAGCUCCACGUCGACAUUAUCUCUUGCGCUGGAUACAAUCACAGAGGGUUACUCGCCUGUUUCACCGGCAACUCCGGACGUAGUCUCUCCAGCGAACAGACACGCACUUCUGACAUCAUCUGCCUCUUUCCCUCCAACCAAGAAGGCCAAUGGCGCUUCGGGCGGCAUGACACUCACAAAUGGGCAUAGGCCCCCGCACCCCGGUAUCGCGCCGCCCCCUCGUCCUAAAACCGCAGCAGUCGGCAGCUUUUCCGCACCUAAUACUGAAUUCAUCUUGUACUCAUAUGCGCAACUUCUCGGCACUGUUACACUUUUCCCAGCGCAGGAUGCCCCACUUUCGGCCGAGCAGCGGCAUAUGUGGUACAUGCUCCGCCGUGAGCUGCAGGCAACCAAAGCGGUCGGCGGGGGCAACAUGAACAUUGUUCCAAACAGCCCCAAGGCCCUCGCACACGGCCGCAAACCACUUCCUGCGGUAAAUGUGCGUCGUGCCUCCCAACAUGCUCGUACUACCUCGCUUUCAACUGGAUUACUCUCUUUGCUCUCUCCUUCAUCGCCACCACCCAUGUCUUCCCCGCUUCCUGGAUCUUCUCGGCAUUCUCGGAACUCUUCUGUCUUUUCUGGAUUCUUCGGAUCAUCAAGCUCGAAUGGGGAUAUCGACGUACCGGACUGUGCGUCCGUAGAAGAGGAUGGUGAUGCGGACGAGCCACUACCCACGUUCGAUGUCCCACCAGCUAUGCUCGCAAUCGAUCUCAGCCUCAUGCCCGGGCAAUCGCGUAACUAUGUAUAUACCUUUCCCCUACCACGAAAUCUACCACCGACGUACCGCGGGCGGACGUUGCGCUUCCAAUACGAGUUUGUGCUAGGCAUCUGCCGCUCAACGAACAGUAGAAUUAUGCGAGUGCCUGUGCGUAUAUACAAUUAUGUAUCAGUAACUAAUGCUCCGUCGCCCUACGACCUGCGAUGGCCCGUCGUAUCUCGACUACAGCGGCAGGCGUACAAGGCGACUGUGACCGACGUGCAGGAGCCUUUGCGCAUUGCAGCACAGCGCCCCGCGAACGCGCCAAACCAAGAGGACAGCGAUCUGGGACCUUACGCACUGGCCCUCUUGGCAACGCAAGAUUCCAUGGCAUCGCACCUACCAAGAAGAAGCAACAUAGGUCGAUUUCCCUUCGCCAACGGAGUGGACGACGAGGACCAGGAACCAGGAUGCCGCGAAUCGAUCGAGAUCUUGACUAGGAACCCCAAGCGACUGUCUUUCGAUGUACACAAGGAUAACGUCAAGGUCGCGGUGCUCACCUUCACCAAAUCGGCGUAUAGACUUGGGGAGAGCGUGCUCGGCGUUGUGAACCUUAACGCCCGGGCAGGGCAUGCACGAGUGCUCAAGCUCUCCGCGUUCCUCGAGUCUCACGAGACCCUCCCGGGCUGUCUCUCUUCGGAAACACCGAGUGCCGCCGCCCAGACACGGCGCGUCCACUCCGAGUCGCACUCCUCCUUCGUCGGGAGCACGCUCCGCACGGCCUUCGCGCUCGACAUCCCUCCGGACGCGAGCCCCGCCUUCCAGGUCAUCGUCUCCACCCCGGGCGCGUCGUCGCCGACGCCGGGCGGGCUUACGUGGAAGGUGCGCUUAUGCCUGCUCGUCGCGAUUGCGGGACCCGAAGCGCGGGCGGGCGAGGACGGCGUGCGGCUGAAACACCUCGUGCGCGACGGCCCGCGGGGCGAGUGGGGCACGGCGUGGCAUGCGCCGGGGAGCAUGGCGCCGCACGAGCGUCCGGGCGUGCUGCCCUCGCCCUCAGCCCCGCAGAAGAGCCAGAGCUGGGCGAGCUUUUUCAGCAGUACGCUGCUGGGGUCAAGCGAGCCGAGCAUGAACUUCCACGACGGGGACGAGGGGAGCGAGGUAGGCAGCGAGGACGGCGAUGCGCUUGCUGAGAGCGAGUGGCGGGAGGUGAGGGCGGAGAUGGUAGAGUGUGAGGUGCCGAUUCGUGUCUGGCCAGGGAACACGGCGUUUAAGGCGGCAGACGUUGUGUUUGAGGUAUAGAGUACCUGGAUGUUGAAUCGUGACUCUCAGAUUGCAUAUCGAAGCCAUCGGUUAUGCACCAUGUGUAACGAAUGUCUACCCCUGAGAUAAGACAAACACAUCUUGUGGGUGUGACCCAGAGAGCACAAUGUGAUUGGUAAUGCGAUGCGACUAGUCUUACAUGGGUCAUGACGUAGACGAGAUAGUACAAUGAGAAUUUCCUUAGGUUCGGUUGCGCUUCCUCGACUUUGAGGCAUCGCCCUGCGAACUACUUCUGAGCGUGAAUCAGCGCCACCCGUCUGCAGCCGAUGGCACACGUACCUCCUCGUCUUGCCCUUCCCGUUCUCAUCGUCCACGUCCAUCUCGUCGCCCCCCUUUCGCUCGCGUUCCUUCGACUCACGCUCCUCGGCUGCGAGGCGCUCCUGUUCCUUACGGCGUUCUAUGAGGGCGAGGCCGGCGGCGGUGGGCCCGCUCUUGAGGGUGUUCACGGGGCGGUUGGCGAGCUUGACCUCCUUCUGCUUCUCCUGUACCUCACCGAGCGCAGUCUGGUACGUCUUGUCGUACGUCUCCUUGGCGGUCUUGUCUUCUGCGGUCUGCUUCGAGAGCUUCGCGAGCUUGUCGUCGAGCGUCGCGAGUACGGCGGACGUCGUCGAUGCCCUGCAGCAUAUCAGCGUGAGUAACAGUGGCAGAAUGGGUGGGCGCACCAGUGCUGCAGGGCGGCCAGCAGACUCUCGACCUUGCCUGGCUCGAGGUCGCGGCCCAUGGUGUACUCGACCUCGAACUGCUGCUCUUUCUGGUCAAGCUUGCCUCGGAUGACGUCUUGGUAGAUGGCAUCGAUGAUAAGGUCCUCGAGCUCGCGAAUGCUGGAUACCUUGAGCACGCUCAGGAGAUGGUCGUAUGGCAGGAUCUAGGCGAUGUUAGGAGUGCGCAUCUGGAGAAUAGGCGUUGGGGCGUACGCGGCGGUCCGUGGCGAGUGAUACGAGGGUUAGAUGCUUAAGCUUUGUGAUCUGAGCAUCAUUGAGAGCCGGCAAUGAAUCCUUGUGCUCUAAAGAAUACUUCAGGGCGGUCCAAGGACGAGCUUCGGGGCGACACUAACGGAGGUAGUCUGAAAAUGUCUUGUACGAGAAGAGCUGGAGCAGCGAGAAGUAUGGCGCGUGUUGUUCGCUAUUAGCGAGCUGUGCAUGUCCCUGUCAGCAUUGCGGAUGAUGUUCCAUGAUACAAAACCGUCGCACCUCCUGGAUGUUCGGCUGAUCUAGCAGCUCUGCAAAGACGAAGACGCCUGGGGCAGACGUCGCAUCCUGGAUAAGCUUUGCCGCUGCUGCGCCCUUGGCCGACUUGGACAUGAGCAGAACCGGCUCGAGCUUGGCGAUGAAAUUGGCUCCGAGGUCCAUUUUGAACUAGGUGGUCGUGGGCAGUAUACGGGAGAUGAGAACAAGUGCACACACGCUCAUACGCAGGCUUGUGCAGCGCCGCGGAUUGCC